Molecule: messenger RNA, 2988 nt
Organism: Closterium sp. NIES-65
Lineage: Eukaryota; Viridiplantae; Streptophyta; Zygnematophyceae; Desmidiales; Closteriaceae
Source: the annotation of a GenBank genome assembly
AUGCAGUCACUGCCAUCACCGUCGUCGCGAAUCGGUCUCUCAAUCUCCCGUCGAUUCCUCUCUUCCAACAGCCGAUCGCCCUUCACACUACCAAGAAACGCUUCCACCGGAGUCGCAAGCGUAACAACUGUAGCGAGCGCAGCAGGCGGCGCAGCAGACGGCACAGCAAGCGCCAGAGGUACCAGAUCGAUCUCGUCCGCGUGCUCGUCCGCUCGAUCUCCGCUUGCGUUUCCCGCACUGCGCUCCGCGACUUCCUCCGCGCUUUCCUCCGCGGCUUCUUCCGCUCGCCGCGGGAUGGCGUCGGAGCAAGCGCCUCCGCGCAACGUGCGGGUGAUGGCGGAAGCGGAUCGGGGGGCGGAACAACAGGCGGAGCGGAAGGGGGAGGCCCCCGGCGCAGCUGACAGAACGGCGGAGGAGAGGGGAGGCGGGGAGAGCGCGGGAAAGACGCACAAGUACACGAAUCGACUGGCUAAGGAGCAGAGCCCGUAUCUGCUGCAGCAUGCGCAUAACCCGGUACAUAUUUAUCCCUCCCUUCCGCGCACGUUGUCUUCCCCUCCGCACAGCUCCCCUCCGUGCACGUUAUCCUCCCCUCCGCACAGCUCCCCUCCACGCGCGUUGUCCUCCGUUCCGCACAGUUGUGGACAGGUAUCCGUGGGGAGAGGAGGCGUUUACACGGGCGCGGGAGGAGGGCAAGCUGAUAUUCCUGUCAGUGGGGUGGACUGGUACCCAUGGGGGGAAGAAGCGUUUGCGCGGGCGCGGGAGGAGGGGAAGCUGAUCUUUCUGUCAGUGGGGUACUCCACGUGUCACUGGUGCCACGUCAUGGAGGUGGAGUCCUUUGAGCGUGAUGACGUGGCGGACGUCAUGAACGACGGCUUCGUGAACAUUAAGGUCGACAGGGAGGAGCGCCCUGACGUGGACAAGGUCUACAUGACAUACGUGCAGGCAACGCAGGGCGGGGAGGGUGGCCCAUGUCCGUGUUCCUCCCCAGUCCUUGUCUACAUGACGUACGUGCAGGCCACACAGGGCGGGGGAGGGUGGCCCAUGUCGGUGUUCCUCACGCCCUCGCUGCACCCUGUCUUCGGUGGCACAUACUUCCCCCCAGACGACAAAUACGGCCGCAUCGGCUUUAAGUCUCUCCUUGGGGGGGGCAACUGGCCCAUGUCGGUGUUCCUCCCGCCCUCACUGCACCCCGUCUUCGGUGGAACUUACUUCCCUCCGGACGACAAAUACGGCCGCAUCGGUUUCAAGUCUCUCCUUGGGCGAGUUCGCUCCGUGUGGGAACAGCGGCGCAGCGAGGUGCAGAGCGGUGCAGAGGACGCAAUGGCACAGCUACAGGAGGCCAUGCAAGGGGGAGGGGCGGGUGGGGGGAAGGGGGCGGCAGAGCAGCAGCAGGGGGGAAAACAGCAGGAUCAAGAGGAGGAGCGGGUGUGGAAGCUAGCAGAGAAGGCGGUUCAACUGUGUUCAGAGCAGCUGGCCUCGCGAUACGAUGAGGACUUGGGGGGGUUUGGGUCCGCGCCCAAGUUCCCCCGCCCCUCCGAACUCAACGUGUUGCUGCGGGCUCACCUGCGGGGGGAGGGGGGUGAGCGGGGGAAGGGGGAUACGGGGGCGGGGCGGAGGGUGGUGAGGUGGAAGGGGCUGGGGCCGUUACAAAUGGUGGAGCAUACUUUGGAGUGUAUGGCAAGAGGGGGCGUGCAUGACCACGUGGGAGGGGGCUUUCACCGAUACUCUGUGGAUGAGUACUGGCAUGUCCCUCACUUUGAGAAGAUGCUAUACGAUCAGGGCCAGCUCGCCAACGCCUAUCUCGACGUGUUCCUCGUCACCGGCCGCAAGGAUUUUGCGCGCAUGGGGCGGGAUAUUUUGGACUAUGUGCGGCGGGACAUGUCACAUGGGGAGGGCGGCAUCUACAGUGCGGAGGACGCUGACAGCCUGGCGGCCGUUGGGGACGAGCGCAAGAAGGAAGGGGCGUUCUACGUGUGGAGUGAGAAAGAGAUUACGUCCAUCCUUGGCCCCUCCACCCCUCGCCUUCGCCUCUUCAACACACUCUACACGGUUCGCAAGGACGGCAACUGCGAUCUCUCUCCGCGCUCCGACCCGCACAACGAGUUCGCAGGGCUCAACUGCUUGAUCCAGCGCUGCUCGCUUUCUGACGCUGCUAAGACAGUUGGAGUGCCAGAGGAAGAAGCGGAGAAGAUGCUGGGAGAGUGCCGCAAGCUGCUGCAUGAAGCCAGGUGCAAGCGACCGCGCCCCCACCUGGAUGACAAGGUCAUAGUGGCAUGGAACGGCCUUGUGAUAUCUGCAUUCGCCCGAGCAGCUCGGAUCCUCCAAUCAGAGUCUGCCACGUCACCCCACUACUUCCCCGACGACGGAUCCCCGCCGUCCGUCUACCUCGCCUGCGCCGUCCGGGCGGCGACUUUCGUCCGGUCUAAGCUCUACGACCAGGAAUCCAAACGGCUGAGGAGAAGCUUCCGGGAAAGCGCAUCGGAGGUGUGGGGGUUUGCAGACGACUACGCCUUCCUGGUAGCUUCCUUGCUCGACCUGUUUGAAGCCUCGGGCGAUUCUGAUUGGCUGGCGUGGGCCAUGGAGCUACAGGAAACGCAGGAUCGCCUCUUCUGGGAUGAGCAGCAAGGAGCCUAUUUCAACACAGCGGAGGGCGACCCGUCGCUGCUGCUGCGCAUGAAAGAGGAUUACGACGGGGCGGAGCCCGCUGCCAGCUCAGCAGCAGCUGCCAGCCUGGCACGCCUAGGAGCCAUGAUUGGUGGGGAGAGGGGCGCAGAGUACCGCAGGAAAGCAGCGAGAUGCGUGACGGCCUUUGAGGACCGUCUUUCCCGCAUGCCGCUCGCGCUACCCCAGAUGUGCUGCUCGCUGGAUCUUCUCGCUGCCACGUCAUCGCCAGCUCAGCGCCAGGUCAUCAUUGCUGGCCCGAGGGACGCUUCUGAAACCGAGGCGCUGCUGAAUGGAGUGUUUUCCGUGUUUCAACCGAAUUGCACU